GGUGAAGAUGAGCUCGCUGUGUAAACAAGAACAUGUGCUCGCGCGUUUUGUCUCGUGCCUGCUUCAGUGUGCGCAUCUAUCGGGCUGCACCAAUCACUUUGCGGCGGGAAAGCCUAUGACCCCGCCCAACAGAGCCGUGGAGGAGCUCCAGAUAAAGUCCCAUGGGACAACUAUAAAGCGUGAUCUUGGCUGUUGACAGGUGGAUCAAACAAUCAGGCAGCUACAAUUACUGAAUAUGUCACAAAUCAAUGUUGUUGUCGUUGGUGCUGGCGUUAUUGGACUAUCAACAGCUCUCGUGCUUUCCAAGCACAAGAACCUCAAUGUGACGGUCGUGAGCAAGCACAUGCCCGGCGACUACGAUAUUGAAUAUGCAUCACCAUGGGCCGGAGCAAACUUCAUGCCUGUUGGCAAGGAAAGCAGCAAGCUGCGAGCAUUCGAGAAGGCAUCAUGGCCAGAAGUAGAUCGAUUAUGUCGAGAGAUCCCAGAAGCCGGUAUCCACUAUCAAGAAUGCAGAGUAUAUGGCAGGAAGAAAGACGAAGGCACCACUGUCGGCAUUUGGUUUCAAGAGUUGAUGAAGGAGGACCCAUGGUUCAAGGACCUUAUGCCUGAGCUCCGAAUCCUAGACAAGUCCGAACUCCCACCCUCCUGUGACACCGGCAUGGUCUUCAAAUCCGUCUGCAUAAACACCGCCAUCUACCUCCCCUGGCUGCUCGGCCAAUGCCUCAAAAACAACGUAAUAAUCAAGCGCGGCGUCCUCACCCACAUCUCCGAAGCGCCCUCGUACCACAGCACCGGCAACGCCUCCAUAAUCAUGAACUGCACUGGCCUGCUAACUUCUAAGCUCGGCGGCGUCAUGGACACCACCGUGUAUCCCGGCCGCGGCCAGAUCGCAGUAGUAAGAAAUAAGCCAGGCGCUAUGCAUACUACCUCUGGCACCGAUGACGGUUCAGAUGAAGCUAUGUAUAUCAUGCAGCGUGCGGCGGGUGGGGGAACGAUCAUUGGGGGAUGUUUGCAGCACGGUAGCUGGGAGGGUGAGGUUGAUCCGAAUCUUGCGAAUCGCAUCCUUCAGAGGGCUGUGGACAUCUGCCCCAGUCUCGCGCCAAAGACGGGGAAGGUGACGGAGUUGAGUGUUAUUAGGCAUGGAGUGGGACUGAGGCCGAUGAGGGAAGGUGGGAUCAGGUUGGAGAAGGAGAGGAUUGGGAAGGAUUGGGUUGUGCACAACUAUGGGCAUGCAGGGUACGGGUAUCAGAGUAGUUGGGGAAGUGCGUGGGAGGCGGAGAGGUUGGUGUUGGAGAUCUUGGAGAAGGAGGGCAAGAGGGCGAAGUUGUAGGAUAGCUGAACAUCUUCAAUUGAACCGGGUGC
This is a messenger RNA of Macroventuria anomochaeta, 1362 nucleotides long. RefSeq names its product FAD dependent oxidoreductase. Gene Ontology annotation, molecular function: FAD binding; D-amino-acid oxidase activity. The record is from RefSeq and is a predicted model, not a curated record. Bases 236 to 1330 code for a protein of 364 amino acids. The transcript is spliced from 3 exons. Lineage: Eukaryota; Fungi; Ascomycota; Dothideomycetes; Pleosporales; Didymellaceae.